CUAGAAGCUGGCAGAGCAGUUGCAUUAUCUGCGUUUGCUGUUGUGUCUAUUACAAAGCUCCAGGAAUGAAUUCCAGUCUUUGUUCCUGAAACAGAAACUCAGAGCAGAGCAACAAGAAGAAUGACUGCUUCUCUGGUAAAUGUGCCCCAGGGUCUGUUAACAUACAGAGAUGUGGCUGUGGAGUUCUCAGUGGAGGAAUGGGAAUGUCUCACCUAUUCUCAGAGGGAACUGUAUGGAGAUGUGAUGAUGGAGAAUUACAUUAAUCUAUUUUUCGUGGAGAAUUAUCUUAAAUGUGAGAAGGUCUUGGAUCACGGCACAAAUCAUUUCAUCCACAAGCAUGUGACUAUCCAAGAAAAGUCUUCCAAAUGUAGUGAUCCUGUCAAAAUGACUCAUGAAUCCCCCCAAGGUACACCUUCCAGAACCAAACAUAAAGAUGAGUCUGUCAGAGCAUCAAACCUAAGCAGAAAAAAAGGGGGGAAGACUGGAGGUGAACCUUGCACAUUUAAUGACUGUGUAAACAGUUUGAAUGUGUGUUCCAUCAUUAGUCAACUUGAAAGUAUCCACACAGAAGAGAAAGAUCCAGGCUCAACAGAGUAUGAAAAUCUUUUUGACUCAACACAUAACAUCAUGCUGAAACAAAGUAACAGUAGUGGAAAGAAACCACACAAUUGCAGGGAAUGUAGGAAAUGCUUCCAGAUGUACUCAAGUGUCAGUAGACAUCAGACAGCACAUACUAGAGAGACAUCCUAUAAAUGUACACACUGUAAUGAAUCCUUUCUGCAUUUGUCACAGCUGAAAAUACAUUACAAAGUUCAUCAUGGACAAUCUCCUUGCAAAUGUCAUAAAUGCUUUUAUCAUAAAUCAAGCUUCGAAAGACAUUACAGGUUCCACCGUGGUGGGAAUACUUACAAAUGCAGGGAUUGUGGCAAAUCCUUUAUCUACUACUCGCAAAUUAGAAACCAUCAGAGAAGUCAUACAGGAGAGAAACCUUACAAAUGUAGUGAAUGUGAGAAAUGCUUUCCCCAGAAAUACCAACUUAAAAUUCAUCAGAGAAUUCAUACUGGAGAGAAACCUUACAAGUGUACUGAAUGUCACAAAUGCUUUACCCAGAAAUCCGGGCUUGUUACUCAUCUGAGAAUUCAUAGAGGAGACAGACCUUACAGAUGUAUUGAAUGUGACAAAAGCUUUACUGCAAAAAGUGAUCUAAAAAGUCAUCAGAGAAUUCACGCAGGAGAGAAACCUUACAAAUGUAGUACAUGUUACAAAUGCUUUACCCACAAACGCAGUCUUAGGAUUCAUCAGAGAAUUCACACAGGAGAGAAACCUUACAAAUGUAGUGAAUGUGACAAAUGUUUUACCAACAAAGACAGUCUUAGUAUUCAUCAGAAAACUCAUACAGGAGAGAAACCUUACAAAUGUAGUGCCUGUGAGAAAUGGUUUACACAGAAGAGCAAUCUUAGAACUCAUCAAAGAAUUCACACAGAUGAAAAACCUUACAAAUGUACUGAAUGUGAAAAAUGCUUUACUAUGAAAGACAGACUUAGAAGUCAUCAGAGAACUCAUACAGGAGAGAAACCUUAUAAAUGUAGUGAAUGUGACAAAUGCUUUGCCAAGAAAUACCAACUUACAAAUCAUCAGAGAAUUCAUACAGGAGAGAAACCUUACAAAUGUACUGAAUGCGAAAAAUCCUACACUGUGAAAGGAAGUCUUAGAAGUCAUCAAAUAAUUCAUACAGGAGAGAAACCUUACAAAUGUAGUGAAUGUGACAAAUCCUUCACUAUGAAAUUCUUUCUUACAGUUCAUCAGAGAAGUCAUACAGGAGAGAAACCUUACAAGUGUAGUGAAUGUGACAAAUGGUUUACUGAGAAAGGCAGUCUUAGAAGACAUCAAAUAGUUCACACAAGAGAGAAACCUUACAAAUGUAGUGAAUGUGACAAAUCCUAUACACAAAGUGGCAGUCUUCGAAGUCAUCAAAGAAUUCAUACAGGAGAGAAACCAUACAAAUGUAGUAAAUGUGACAAAUGCUUUACCAAGAAAUCCUACCUUACACUUCAUCAAAAAAUUCAUACAGAAUUGAAACCUUACAAAUGUAGUUAAUGUGACACGUGCUUCAGCCACCAACUCCCCCUUAUAAGUCAUCAGAGAUUUCAUACAAGAAAUAAACCUUACAAAUGUAGUGAAUGUAGCAAAUGCUUUACUGAGAAGGCAGUAUCAGAAGCCAUGAAAGAGUUCAUGGAGAGGAGAAACCUUACAAAAGUAGCGAAUGUGAAAAAUGCUUUGCUGAUUAAGGCAGUUUUAGAAAUCAUCAAGGAAUUCAAGCAUGUAAAACAACUUACAAAUGCAGUACAUGUGACAAAUAUGUUACCUCGAAAUAGGAUCUUAGGAUUCAUGAAAGAAUUCAUCCAAUGGUGAAAAUUAUAUAUAUAGUAGAUGUGAAAAGUAAAAGGUUUCUGGUAAAAGCUCUGUCAGAAGACACCAGAAAUAUCAUACAGGAGAGAAACAUUACAGAUGUGGUAAGUGGGGAAAUUUCUUUACCCAGAAAUACAGUCUUAGAUAUCAUCAAAGUGUUCUUCCAGGGAGAAACACUAUGUGAUUGUUUGGACAUGCUUAGCCCAGGGAGUGCUGCUAUUAGGAUGUGAGGCCAUGUAUAAGUAGUUGUGGCCUUGUGGAGUAGUUGUGUCACUGUGGCCAUUACCUUUAGUACACUCAUCAUACCUACCUGGAAGCCACUCUUCUAUUUGCCUUCAGAACAAAAAGUAGAACUCUCCGCUCCUCCAGAACAGGUCUGGUAAGAGCCGCCAUGCUUCCUCCUUGACGAUAAUGGACUGAACCUCUGAACUUGUAAGCCAGCCCCAAUUAAAUCUUGUCCUUUGAAUGUGUUUCCUUGGUCGUGAUGUCUGUUUCAGAGCAGUAAGACCUUAGCAUACAUUGUAAGUGCUGUGAAUAUGUCAAAUGCUUUACCUGGAAAACCUAUCUCAUAAUUCAUCAGAGAAUUCAUACAGGAGAGAAACGUUACAAAUGGAAUGAAUGUGGUAAGUUCUUUAUAAGGAAAGACACUAUGAGAACUCAGCUGAAAAACCAUAAGGGAAACCUUGUAAAUCUAAUGAAUAUAACAAAUCUUUAUUUAAAAAGGUUUCUGAUGAAUUCAAAGGAAUCUUUGAAUUGUAUCAUCUGAGAAUUGAUACAGGAGAGAAAUUUUAAAAUUCUGUGAAUGUGGCAAAUCCAUUCCUGAGAAAGACAUUCUAAAAGGCAUCAAAGUAUUCAUACAGAAGAGAAACCUUACAAAUUUAGUUAAUGCCACAAAUUUUUUGCCCUGAAACCUAUUUUAGAAUUCCUCACAGAAAUCAUAUAGGAGAUAAACCUUACAAGUGAAUUGAACAAUGCAAUAUGUUAAACAGACAGGCAGUUUUAGAACUUAUCAGAAAUAAAUACGGGAGAGAAAAUCUACAAAUGGAAUGAUUGUGAACAAUUUGUUAACCAAGAAAGACCAUCUUAGAACUCAUCAGAGGAUACAUAUACAGGUGAAAACUUGUACAUGAAGUUAGUAGGACAAGUGUUUGGUGGCAGCUAAUCUCUGAGAAUACAUCAGAGAGCACAAUAAAAUGAAAUGUAUGAAGAAUAUUUGAGCCUGCAUCUGAGAACUAGGAAUGCAUUUGGAAAUCCAUAAUGGGCCCUUCUGGUCAGAGCCAGUGCCCUGAACAGAACUUGGGCAUUGGCUCUGCACUCAGCCCCACAACACUCAGAAGAAAUAGACCUUUAAGAUGGGCGUGAUCAUAGGUGAGGAGGCCACAGCAUUUGCCCCACACGAGGAAUAACAGACUGGCAGGAUCCAGAGAUGAAGGAGCCUCUCUGCCUGGCAAUGGCACAGGUUUCUCUGGUUUGAGCUGGUGCUUUGAGCUGAUCUUUGGUGAUAGGUUUGCGCCCAGACCCACAACAACUAGAGUAAGCUUGACUCCCAGGUGCUCUAACACACUCAGGAUCAUAGGAUCACAGUAUCUCAGGAGAUUCACACCAGGACUUCAGGAGGCAGCUUGACUCCAAGGAAUUUGGACACACGCAGGAUUUUUGGAUCACAGAAUCACAAAUUCAGAAGGACUCUGAAAAGUUCUGACACAACCAGAACUCAUCCAUUUCUAAUUAAAACAACUGAAAACAACCUAACAAUAAACUCAGAGCCAUGACUUUCCAAUUUGGCCCUUAACACACAAGUUUAAUCAUCUCAAAUCAGUUUUUAAUAACAGUAAUAGAAGGACUGGUUCUAAGCCGUGUAUUCUUAAUUAUGUUAUAUAGGCACAAUGCCUAUGUAAGAGUAAUACUAUUAAUUCUAAUUUUAU
Messenger RNA from Apodemus sylvaticus (European woodmouse), 4334 nucleotides. RefSeq names its product zinc finger protein 345-like. NCBI's taxonomy places the organism in Eukaryota, Metazoa, Chordata, Mammalia, Rodentia, Muridae. Gene Ontology annotation, molecular function: RNA polymerase II cis-regulatory region sequence-specific DNA binding; DNA-binding transcription factor activity, RNA polymerase II-specific. The record is from RefSeq and is a predicted model, not a curated record. Gene Ontology annotation, biological process: regulation of DNA-templated transcription. The transcript is spliced from 4 exons.